Leishmania mexicana MHOM/GT/2001/U1103 is the source of this 1398-nucleotide messenger RNA. Its product is annotated as putative amino acid permease/transporter. NCBI's taxonomy places the organism in Eukaryota, Euglenozoa, Kinetoplastea, Trypanosomatida, Trypanosomatidae. The transcript has a single exon. Gene Ontology annotation, molecular function: transmembrane transporter activity. Bases 1 to 1398 code for a protein of 465 amino acids. Gene Ontology annotation, biological process: transmembrane transport. Gene Ontology annotation, cellular component: membrane. The record is from RefSeq and is a predicted model, not a curated record.
AUGUACACAUUUACCAUCAGCGGAGCCUACGGAAUCGAAGAAGCGGUGAUGGGCGGCGGUGUGCUCUUAACUAUUGUCUCCAUUAUUGUCAUUCCUGUGAUAAUGGGGGCUCCAAUGGUGCUGGUUGUGGCUGAGCUAGCAGCUGCGGUGCCGUCCAACGCCGGCUUCCUCAUGUGGAUCAAGCUGUCGUUUCACCGGUGUAUGUACCUCUCCAUGGCGACCAUGUCGCUCAUCUACAUCGCCGUUGACAAUGCUCUCUAUCCGACAAUGUUCUCCGAGUACUUGUGCACAUCCAUCAGCUGCAGUGAUACGGGGGCGAAGUUUCUGCGGCUGGGAAUGCUGCUCUUCACGUACGGCCUGAACGUGCUGGGUGUGGAAGCGGUUGGCGUGGCGAGUGUGGUGUUGACCGUGCUCACGGUGGCCCCGUUUGUGCUCAUGUAUCUUCUGCAACAGCUGAGCACGGGCUUUUACGUGAACUGGCCAGCCGUGGCCUACAUCCCGGCAUCCGUCGAUUGGACUAAGUUUGUCUCCACCGCCUCGUGGUGCCUCUCUGGACUGGAGCAGGCUGGGACAGUCGUGGAAGAAGUCGAGGACUCGCAGCGCACCAUAAUCGGAUCUCUCAUCCCGCUUAUUGGGCUUGCCAUCAUCACCUACGUACCCCCCAUCAUCACAGGCGCUAGCGUAUCGAGAGAACCAUUGGAUUUGUCGAAAUGGAAGACCGGGUACUGGGCUGAGGUAUCGUACCAGGUGGGCGGUAACGCUCUCAAGGUUUUUACCGUGGUGGGCGGGGUUCUCUCGGCGUUUGGGCUGACACUCUCCGCGCUGUGCACUACGACCCGCAUUAUUGCGGGGAUGGCGCUCACAGAGGCCUUUCCAGGAAAGGUGGGGGUGUGGUUUUCGCGGCGCAACAAGCGAUUCGGCACGUACCACUGGACACUGACCUUCAACACAGUCCUCACUGGACUCUUCUCGACGGUGAUGGGCUUCGGCUCUUUGGUGCUGGUGGAUCAGUGCCUCUACGGCAUUCGCGUUGUUGUAAUCUUAAUCUCGUUUUACCGCUUCCGCCAACUGUACCCGUAUCUGCCGCGACCCUUCCGAAUUCCAUUUGACGGUUGGCUACUGCACCUCAUGAUGGGCGUGGCCCUGGUGUCGUCUGUUGUCCUCACCAUUGUUUCUCUCUUUCAGGAAAGAUUAACGGUUAUCUUGUGCGUCGCCGUCGUCGGUAGCUCCGUUCUUGUGUCAUUCUUGUAUUGUCAUUUUGUGCACCGGCACGAUUUCGCUGGCCGUAUCGUCACCUUUGUCACGAUCCCUGUCAGCCACCACAGCAAUGGCGGCGAUGCGGAUGCGGUGGCGACGUGCCGUGUGUCGCCAGAGGCUCCUGCCUCCACAAGAGAAUAG